CACUGUAAGACUGUUAUUACAAUGUAUGUUGUAGUAGUACUUGUAACUGAUGCACUCCAAGGAGCAGGGCCCUCCUAACCAGGGGCGGACUGACAACUCAUGGGGCCCCUGGGCAAUAGGGGAUCAUGGGGCCCCUGUGUCCUUGCCCAAACUUCCAAAAGCCUAUGAAAAAGGUAUCAGGGGCAUCUCAUGGGGCCCCCUACUGACCCAGGCCCUCGGGCAGUGCCGAGUUUCCAAUUGGUCAGUCCGCUCCUGCUCCUAACU
This is a messenger RNA of Staurois parvus, 264 nucleotides long. The record is from the annotation of a GenBank genome assembly. Lineage: Eukaryota; Metazoa; Chordata; Amphibia; Anura; Ranidae.